AUGCACGAUGCCGGCUUUGACCUGCUCUGCGAUCAAGGUGGCCUAGAGGAAAUGGUCAAUAUCCUAUCCACCUACAUUGCCUUCUGCAGAGAGGCUACACCCUCCGACCAGUCUUCGGCACCGACGACUUCUUCGAUUCAAGCAGCCAUCUGGGCUCUCAGCCAUGUCCUUGUCACCCAACGCGGCUCGACCUGGUCGCGAGCAACCGUCGUAGUCGAAAAUCUUACUCGCAUUGUCUCCCUGGGAAAGUCCAUGUCUCUUCGAGGCACAGCCUGGCUUGGUCUUUGCUUUAUUGCCUCCUCGCAAUGUGGCGCCAAUCUGAUUAGCCGACUUGGUAGAUCCUCAAAGCCUGAGCCCCCGCAGCCUAUAAUCACCUGGUGCGUCGUGCGCACGGGUCGCCUCUACCAUAUUUCGCCUCUGCUACCUCGUCAGACUCUCUGCCUCUCACCAAAGCUCGACCGCGGCAACCUGACGCCCACUGAGAACACCGGGGAUUUGACAGACCCUAAGCCCGCUUUUGCCAACCUGCCAUCUCGAAAGAUCUCAGCACCCCCCAUCUCAGACAAGGAGCGGAACGCCCUAUUUUGUGCAACUUGUGAACAAACGCAGGAGCUUUUUGAACAGCGAUACGGCCCAAUGGUGUGCUCUGACUCUCACCACCCCCCAAAAAAUGCUCAUCAGCUGUCCUUGAACACCACCUCGAGUCUGCCUCGUCCAACUUCUCGUUGGUUUAGCCAGUUUCCCUCCGGCAACGCGACCCCCUCUGUUCUCCGACCCGCUUUUAACAUCUUUAAGGCGCUGUCUAUUAAGUCACGUGGCUGUAGGGGUGCCUGUUCCAAGUCGAGCGGGAGCUCUAACCAGGCACCUGAACAACUGCGGCAGGCACUGGCGGGAAUAGGCGGCAAGGAUGAGGUCACUGUGACGACAGCGACCAACAACACGCCCAAUGAGGGCUCCAUUGACAACCUGAGUGCGCAGGAGGCGGCGACAGUCCAGGGCAUGCGACAGGUGGUCAGCGACGGCCGUCUUGAGGAUGCACAACAACAA
Molecule: messenger RNA, 1047 nt
Organism: Dibothriocephalus latus
Lineage: Eukaryota; Metazoa; Platyhelminthes; Cestoda; Diphyllobothriidea; Diphyllobothriidae
Source: the annotation of a GenBank genome assembly